CAUGAAGCUCGUGAAGAUAUUUGUAAUUAUUUAUGUAGUUAAAUCAAUCGAGGGCUGCAGGGGGCCUGUCCCGACCGGGGUAACGAAGCCGCCGGGGCAGAGGGACUGGGAUAAAUGGAAUCUGCCACCUUAUAACGAUGAUUGGGCGGGGUUUGUUGAUUUAUUAGGAACGAGGGAGAUCAAAAAGGACAAAUCGGCGAACUAUGGCGUAGAAGACGACCGUAUAAAAGACGUACCAGGAUUUCCCAGUAGAUGGAUGGAUGUUGGACCUGGUAAUCCUGGACAUGAUCCACCGAGCAAUGCUAAGGUUGUUGGUUAUGUUGGGCAAGCCGCAUAUUGUCUGGAUCUAGCUGACAAAGGAACUGGUACAACAUUUUGGUAUUUGCGAUGGUAUUACGAUCAUAUGCGAGGUCGUUGCAGAAGGUUCGUGUACUCCGGUUUCGGUGGGAAUGCUAAUCGGUUCAUAGACAAGUUGACAUGCGAAAAGAAUUGCAAGCACCCUCCACAACCUUGCUGCGUUUCCGAAGUAAAGAUUGACUUCGAAAAAUUCUUAAACCCUGAUGGGGCACCAACCUUUGGUUAAUCAAUUAGUAAUAUCGGUCGACACGUAAGCUGGUU
Molecule: messenger RNA, 618 nt
Organism: Papilio machaon (common yellow swallowtail)
Lineage: Eukaryota; Metazoa; Arthropoda; Insecta; Lepidoptera; Papilionidae
Exons: 3
Coding region: 2-583 (193 amino acids)
Molecular function (GO): serine-type endopeptidase inhibitor activity
Source: RefSeq, a predicted model, not a curated record